Molecule: messenger RNA, 2894 nt
Organism: Poecilia reticulata (guppy)
Lineage: Eukaryota; Metazoa; Chordata; Actinopteri; Cyprinodontiformes; Poeciliidae
Gene: grpr
Product: gastrin-releasing peptide receptor
Biological process (GO): G protein-coupled receptor signaling pathway
Cellular component (GO): plasma membrane
Molecular function (GO): neuropeptide receptor activity
Source: RefSeq, a predicted model, not a curated record
CAUUUCCAUGGAUAUACAAGAUCAUUACGAGAACAUAUUCCCUGUUAUCUCUUCUGCAUUCUGUGACUGCGAGAGAGAUGGAGAGUAUUCACUCCAACGCAUCGCGCAGCAGCAUCACUUGAUCGCGCAGCUCCUCUCGGAUGAUGUGGUACGCCGGCGUGGCCAUCGCCUCCGUUUACGGGGCCAUCAGCGUUUUGGGGCUCAUUGGCAACAUCACGCUCAUCAGGACGUUUUGCUCGGCCAAAUCUAUCCGCAAUGUUCCCAAUCUGUUCAUGUCGAGCCUUGCGCUGGGGGACGUUUUGCUGCUGGUGACAUGCGCUCCGGUGGACGCCAGCCGCUACCUUUCAGACGAGUGGCUGUUCGGGAGAGUGGGCUGUAAGGUCAUCCCCUUCAUUCAGCUCACCUCUGUUGGGGUGUCCGUGUUCACCCUCACGGCCCUCUCUGCCGACAGGUACAGGGCCAUCGUGAAACCCCUUGAUCUUCAAAAAUCGACCACCACAGCCAGCAUUGUCCUGCGAGCGGCGUUCAUCUGGGUCUUCUCCCUCAUCUUGGCAAUCCCCGAGGCUGUGUACUCGGACCUCCACGCCUUCAACGUGACCUCUACAAACGAGAGCUUUGUCACUUGCGCCCCCUACCCCCACGCUGGGAAACUGCACCCUCAGGUCCACUCUAUGGCCUCCUUCCUCAUUUUCUACGUCAUCCCCUUGUUGGUGAUUAGCAUGUACUACACCUUCAUCGCCCACAGCCUUUUCAAGAGUGCGUCCAACCUUCCAAUGGAGGGGAACGUCCAUGCAAGACGACAGGUUGAAUCCAGAAAGCGCUUGGCCAAGACGGUUCUGGUGUUUGUUGGUCUCUUUGCAGUGUGCUGGCUGCCCAGUCACGUCAUCUACUUAUACCGCUCCUAUCACUACUCCCAGGUGGACACGUCUCUGGGUCACUUUGUGUUCAGCGUUGUUGCUCGGAUUCUGGCCUUCACUAACUCCUGCAUGAACCCGUUUGCCCUUUACCUGCUGAGUAAAAGCUUCAAGAAGCAGUUCAACCAGCAGCUGUGCUGCUGCUGUCAUGUCAUGUUCAAACACUCCCCACAGAGCCCAACACAUUAUAACACACGCAUGACUUCAGUCCACAGCACACAUCACUCUGUGGCAAGCCUGACAAUGAUCAAUGGCAGGCAGCUGUGCCAGGAGGACUAUGUGUAAAAGUGUUUGUGAGAGAGAGAUGUCAAUUUGGGAUCUUUUUCUCCACAUGAAAAGCUAAACGCGUGUAGAAAAUCUAGACGUUAAACAGGGAGUUCUGUGGUGAAGUCUUUGUGUAAAAUGUUCGGUGUAGACUUGAGAUUGUCCUUGUGAAAUAACGUCAGUGCUGUUUACAUUUUUUCGGAUUUUUUUAUUUUUACACUUUUAAAGUUUCUAGGCUGCAUUUCUGCAUUUGAGAAGAUGACCCACAAUCUCUUCAUCUUAAGAUGUUGUGUACAGUUUUGCAAAUUAUGUGGUUAAUGAUCAAUUUGUGCUUGUAUAUAUCUAUUUACCAGUUUGUUUUUAAUGAAUCUUCUUAUGGUCUAUUCCUAAAAUAACAUAAAACGUAAGCAAAAGAAAGGAAACAAAAGAAUAGGCAUCAGUUGGAAGCAGUCUCUGUAUUUUGAUGGACAAGGCAUUGAAGAAAGUCUCAACCUCUAAAAAAACGGAAAAAGAAAUUAAGUCCAAAUUAAGCCAUCUAGGAACACAUUAAAACUUACAUAAUUUCCAAAAUAUUUCUAAAAUAAUUCAUCAUUAGUUAGUUUUAAAUGGUGGUUAGUGUUUUAAAUUUUUGUAAUAUUUAGGUAAAGUUUCCGCAGUGUUUUUUGAUCAACGUCAUUCAACAGGUUCUGAGUUACUUCAAAUCCAAAUUUUCUCUGGCGUGAGCCAAACCGGGAAACAAUCCACAAAAACCAUCCAGGGAGCUGGGCCAGAUCUCCCUGACACAGAAAGGCAGAUUGGUUCAGACAUCUGUUUGGUUGGAGACCCGGUCCGUUUCACAAAGAGUUGAUCCGACAAGUUCAGGACCGCAGUUCAGCUUCUUUAUUCUCCUGCUGUGGAGGUUCUGAUGAGCUAAGAUGCUAACAUUAACACUGAAGAACUCAUUGCUUUUCUUCUCUUAAUUUUGUUUCUUCAAAAUAUCAUUAGAUAUUACAACUUCAUGGUUAGAUUCUGGAAAAUCUUCCUUUAAACUCCUGAGAGAGACAAAAAAAAACAACUUUUGUUUAAAGUUAAACCUUUAGUUGGCAUAGAUAAUAUCUGUAACUUAUUUUUUUUUAUUCCUAUUUUUGGCAGGAUAAAAAUUGUGGAGUAUGUUAUUUAUAUUCUGUUAAUUACAUCAGUAGGAAAUAGAUGUUGAUGUGAUGAUAAUGAAUGCAUUUGUUGACUAUGUGCAGUUCAUUUGUUUAAUGAAAUACACCUUUAUUUCGACAUUAAGUCCAGAGCCUCCUCUCUUAUUUUAAAUUAGGUGAAAAAUUCAUAAUCCAAAGAAUGAUUAGGAGAUUGACUGAGACUGAAAUCAGAUUAUGUAAAUAAAGUCGUACACCCUUGUUUAUCAAACCAUACACAUAAAAAUGUGCAGAUGCGAAACAUGUGGUGACUGCAACAUAAUUAAUUCAAUGUUUCUAAGAAAGAAAAGCUCAAGCUCAAUCUUGUGUGAGUGUGUAAUUCAGUCAGUUCAGUAUUUGUACAGAUUGAGUAUUUGGCCAAUGUAUUUGAAGACUAAAAUGUUAAUUAUAUAUGUAUAUAUAGUAUUCAGGCAUUUUUAUUGCAACCAUUGUGAAAAAAAAGUAAUGGCACUUUUGGCUUUGAUAUGUUCUUGAUUAUUUAUUUUUAUAUUUUAAAACAGGAUGUUUUAUGGACAGCAUUUUUGAGUAAAGA